Rhododendron vialii is the source of this 5468-nucleotide messenger RNA. RefSeq lists its product as uncharacterized. Gene Ontology annotation, molecular function: protein binding. The coding region runs from base 168 to 4940 and encodes 1590 amino acids. The transcript is spliced from 11 exons. The record is from RefSeq and is a predicted model, not a curated record. Lineage: Eukaryota; Viridiplantae; Streptophyta; Magnoliopsida; Ericales; Ericaceae.
UGGUAGGAGUACUAUACGCAGUAUACUUACUUCAAAACGAAGCAAAAAACAUAACAAGAAAGCGAAAAUACAAAAAACCAAUUCACCAAUCACUUCACAAUCACCUCCGAUCGAACCCCUAAAAUCGCCGGCGCCGACACGCUGUGCGGCCAUUCCACCCGCCGGUAAUGUCGCCGGCGGCGGCAGAGUUCAAUUCCCCAACCAAAACCCAAUCAACACAACAACCACCGUUUACUCCUCAAAAUCCUAACCCUAACUUCACUUUCAGCGCAUUUUCCAUAAACAAUCUCUCCGAGCAGCAUCAGAGUUCGUUCCCAAACGGCUUCGCUUUCGGCCCGGCUGCUUCGCCGUCCGGUGACUCGGCCGUCUCGAGCCGGUCGAAGCCGAGGCUCGUGAAGAGGAGGCGGCUAGGGUUUCGGCGAGGCAAGUGUUCUACACCGGGGCCGCCUUGUGAAGGAUCGGGUUUGAAUUCCAACCAAGUUAAUAAUAAUAGUUCUAGUACUACUGAUACAUCAAAUGGGUUAAGUGCUUCAAUCGAUGGUGUCAUGUAUGGGAAGUUUAAUAAUGAGGCUUUUGUGUUUGGUGCAAGUAAGAGUGGUUUAGAGUCGAAUUUGAACGCGGAAAAUAAGCAAACUUGUAGUGAUGGGGUUGGUAGAUUCAAUGACGUGGGUUUUGUUUUCAGUGCGGAUAGAAGUAAUUGUGGUUCACACUCAAAUCCAGAGCAGAAAGAAUGUAGUCGAGACGGGGGGAAAUGUGGUGCCGAGGAGUUUGGGAAAUCUGAAAAUGUGGGUAAUUUAUUGGGUGAUUAUAGGAGUAGUUCAGAUAAGAAUAGUUUGAUUUCAGGUUUGGAUACAGAAAAGACUCAAAGCGGUGGAAUGGGACAAAGAAGUAGUGAUGGUUUUGUUUUUGGUGUCUAUGUGAGUAAUUUUGAUUCGGACCAUAAUGAAUCUAGUUCAGGCAUGGUAAAAUCUGGUGCCAAAGAGUUUGGGGAAUCUAAAAAUUCAGGUUUGUUGUUUGGUAAUAGUAGUAGUCAGCUACUAUAUUCCAAUUUGGAAAAUGGCCAGUGUUGUGAAAGCGGGAAAUCUAAGGAUACAGUUGAUUUUGUGUUUGGUGCUUAUAAUCGCUGUUCAACAAGCAAAUCAGACUCAGAGGUGAAACAAUCUGGGUCUGAAGAGUUUUCUUUCCACAGUAAGCAUGGAAACUUAAUGCAAAAUUCAACAUUUGAAGAGAGAAAAUAUAGUGAAAAUGUAGAGAAAUUGGCUUCUGAUGGAAGGGGGAGAAUGAACUUUGAUUUUGGGAAAGUAGAUGAUUUAGGUUUUGUAUUUCAUGGUAACUGGAGUGAACUGAGGACAAACUCGAAUUCGGUGAAGAAUGAAUCCCCUGAAAAUGGGGGAAAAUCAGUUCCAAUUGACAACCAGAAAAUGAAGUCUGGAGCACAGUUCGGUAAGUUUGAUAAGAUAGAUUUUGUUUCUAGUGUUUGUCCGGAGGCUUCAUUAUCGACUAUAGAUUCCGAAAAAGGAGAAACCAGUCGAAGUGCUGGGAAUCUGAGCUUUGAGGACAGUGGAAAGUCGAAAGAUAUUGAAGUAGAGGCUCAGAAAGCAGAAGCUCAUGAUGUUUUUGUUUUUGGGAGUAGCAGUGCGAAAAGUUCUAGUGUCAGUGAAAGCACUGAGGUUGGUGAUGAAAUGAGCAAGGUGAACCCUCAAAAUGUUCGGAAUGAUGCUGGCUCUGCGGACACUUAUCUUGGUAAGUUGGAUUUUCUAAUAAACAGCAAAUCCAAUUUUGUAUUUGGAAGCAGUGCUCAUACCAUCGGUGCUUCUGGGACAAGCACAGUAAGCAAACUAUCUGAUGAGAUGAAGAAAAUGACAGCCUGUGAUUGCAAAAAGAUUGGAUGUUCUUGCCACAUGAAAGAUCCUAGUAUUGAUGCUAGUGCCUGUUCUAAACCUGUUUUUGUAUAUGGAAAUAACAAAAAGUCGCCUGGUUAUUGUACUGGAAAAUCCCGAACUACUUCUUGUGAUCAAAUGAUGAAUGAAAGUUUUCUCAGACAUGGAAAUGGGAGUGCUGAAGGAUUUAACUUUAGAACCAUCGAAGAGGAUACCCUUGUAUUUGCAAGUAGUAGUGAUGCUGCUUGCUCUUUUGGUGAGGCUGCCCAACACGCAAUGCCUAAUGAAAAUAAUCAACACGCAAGAAGUUGGUUGGGAGAUUCGGAUGAACAGAUAAAACUUGGGUGCGGUGUUUUUAGAUGUGUUUGGGAGGAGAGGCAACCAAAAAAUACCAAUAAUAAUAGCUCCAAUGAUCCCUCUCUCGGUAUCCCUACUCCAAAUCCAUUUAUUUUUCAGGCUGAGCGAGAUAUAGGAUAUGAUGGGCCUCGAGAUCAGCUCAAUGAUCAUUCAAAACUGAAUAUACCUACCAACGAGGCUUUGUUUCCUCCUUGUGGGCUUGAUUCUGAAGCACUUUCCUCAGGCAGAGUUGAGAAUGAGUGUAACUUCAGGUUUGCAAACACCCCACUGGGAGUAGGGGAAUCCGUGAAGGACUUUAGAAUGCCGAAUGUUGAUACAUCGUGUGCAUUUAUGGUGAAUUUAUCUCCCAGGUUCAAUAAAAAGUUUGAAUCUAGUGGAAAGAGGAGAUCAGAAAGGGACAAGGGAUGCAAGAAUAGGAGAGGAAAGUUGAGGCGGGCUUUUCCGGAGUCAAGGCAAAAUCAUCUGCCUAAAGAAGAUUCCCAGCAACAAAUGGAGUCUCCUAGAAGCUAUUCACCGAUGGAUUUUACUCCAUAUCAGGAUAACAACGAUGCACCCUCCACCUCAAAUGUGACAAGUUCUCCACAAGGGAAAAAUGAAGAUUUAGAAACUGUGAGUGAAGGUGCCAUCAGCGAAGGUGAUAAGAAAUGCAGAGGGUCAAACGAAGAAUAUUUACGUAGUCACCAAGAAAGAGUUGUUGAUUCUUCUUUAGAAGAAAGUCAAACUGAUUGCAGUAAUUCCAACACUAAGAGGGAAGAAAGUGAUUGUAAUAAGCAAAAUCAAUUUUGUUUUGCCUCAAGGGAAAAUGAUGAUGUUGAGAGAAAUUUUACCUUCUCUGCCUCUUGCACACAAGACAAGCUUUCAGCAACUAGGCGUCACAACCAAAAGAAAUAUAGGAUGAAAGUUGGCCAUGCUCCAAAUACGACCAACCCAAGUCAAAAAGUUGACGCUGCAUCUUCCUCGGUCCAAUUUCCAGUACAGCCGCAUGAUAAAGAAGGGAAUCUUAAUAGUAAAUAUAAAGGGAAUAAAGAAGAUGAUGAGCAGGGGUCUACUGCUCAAACUCAAAAAACCUGUCAGAAGUGGCGGAAUAGGGGAAAUCAAGCUUAUGAGAAAGGGAAUCCGUCCAAAGCUGAGGAAUUUUACACAAAGGGUAUAAACUCGGUCCCUCACAGUGGGACAUCAGGAUGCUGCAUUGCGCCUCUUGUGCUGUGUUAUAGCAACCGUGCUGCUGCUCGGAUGUCUCUUGGAAGGAUGAGGGAAGCCUUAGGUGACUGUAUGCGAGCUGCUGCUCUCGAUCCCAACUUUCACAAAGUCCAAAUUAGAGCUGCAAAUUGUCAUCUUGAGAUGGGGGAAGUUGAAGCUGCACUCCAAUACUUUAGCAAGUGCUUAGAGACAGGGGCUGAAGUCUGUCUGGAUCGUAGAAUAAUAAUAGAAGCUGCCAAUGGCCAACAAAAGGCCCAGAAAGUGGCCAAGUGUGUGAAUCAGUGUGCUGAACUUAUCCGAAAGAGAACUUGCAAUGCAGCAAUUAGUGCUUUGGAAGUAAUUUCUGGGGUCUUCUCAACAAGUUCUUAUUCAGAGAAAUUACUUGAAAUGAAAGGAGAGGCUCUUCUCAUGCUCGGGAGGUAUGAAGAGGUUAUCCGACUCUGUGAGCAGACUCUUGUUUUUGCUGAACUGAAUGUUGUCUCAGUAGCUGGUGAUAACAACAUAGAUAUUGUGGAUGGUCCUACAUACAAUAACUCAUCUAUAAGGCUGUGGAGGUGGCAUCUGAUGGCCAAGUCCUACUUUCAUCUGGGAAGGCUUGAGGUGGCUCUUGAUUUGCUAGAGAAGCAAGAGCUAUUGAGGUCUUCUGAAGACAGGUGUGGAACCAACAUGCAGGAGUCAUCAAUUCCAUUUGCUGUCACUGUUCGUCAACUUUUACACCACAAGAAUGCAGGGAAUGAAGCUUUUCAAUCUGGUAGGCAUACACAAGCAGUGGAGCAUUAUACUGCUGCUGUAUCCAGCAGUAUUGAAUCACGUCCUUUUGCAGCCAUUUGUUUUUGCAACCGUGCUGCGGCGCACCAAGCUCUGGGCCAAAUUUCGGAUGCCAUCGCUGAUUGCAGCCUAGCCAUAGCUCUUGAUGGAAGUUACUCAAAGGCAGUUUCUAGAAGAGCCACAUUACAUGAGAAAAUUAGAGACUAUGAACAAGCAGCCAGUGACCUUCUGUUACUAAUAUCUCUUUUUGAAAAGCAAUCUCAAGAAGAAUUAACUCAAGUCCGUCGCCGCCAUUAUUCCAUGGAAGAAAAGGCAAAAAAGGGAAUGUCCUUGGAUCAUUACCUCAUUUUGGGUAUUAAACAAUCUGAUACAGCAUCGGAAAUAAAAAAGGCAUACCGGAAAGCAGCACUGAGACAUCAUCCAGACAAGGCUGGUCAAUUCCUGGCAAGAAGUGAGAGUGGAGAUGAUGGGAAACUAUGGAAGGAAAUAGCUGAUGAAGUCCAUAAGGAUGCUGAUAGACUUUUCAAAAUGAUCGGAGAGGCAUAUGCAGUACUUUCAGACCCCACUAAGCGUUCACAGUAUGACCUUCAGGAGGAAUUGAGGAAUGAACAGAAGGGGAAGAAUGGAAGCAGAGGGUUCAGAGGAUCACCUGAGUUUUACAAGUCUCCAUCUAGAACCACUGCAAAUGGGCAGUAUCGUCAGGGGUACAGGUACUCCUAUUAUGACGAAUGGUAACAAGCUGUAAAAGAAGAGGAUUAUGUUGUUGUGGCAGCUAUGUUGUGAUCUUAGAAAAAAUAAAAACCAAUUGACAUACAUUCCAAGUUCCAUGGACAAUAUGCACCAAAAAAGGGAAAACAAAACAAGCUCCAUCAAGAUUGGUUGGGGGGGGGGGGGGGGGGGGGGGUGGUGUUUGGUGGCGGCGGGGGGGGUGGCUAGGUAUGGUAUAGUAUGUAGAUAAUUUUGUGACGGAGAGAUGGCAGCGUGGGAGAAGGGAGGAAAUAAUUAUACUUUUGAUGCCAACUACGACUGGGAUAUUCCCAUGAAAAAAACAUGGAAAUUCCGUUUUUACCAACCCCAAAAUUUUGUCAUGUAAAGUGGGUUGGAAUAGCAUAGUGCAUACAAAGUUGUGAAACUUGUAUGUAUUUUUGGAUAUAGAUACUACAGAUUGGUUAUCAAGAUAUGGCUAUUUAUAAUGUAAGGUAUUGUGAUGGAUUCUAUGAACUAGUGAAUGUGAUGGAUUCUUUUAUCUGGAGAGUUUGGAAA